Molecule: messenger RNA, 1665 nt
Organism: Psilocybe cubensis
Lineage: Eukaryota; Fungi; Basidiomycota; Agaricomycetes; Agaricales; Agrocybaceae
Exons: 11
Coding region: 1-1665 (554 amino acids)
Biological process (GO): tRNA wobble base 5-methoxycarbonylmethyl-2-thiouridinylation
Cellular component (GO): elongator holoenzyme complex; nucleus; cytoplasm
Molecular function (GO): acyltransferase activity, transferring groups other than amino-acyl groups; iron-sulfur cluster binding
Source: RefSeq, a predicted model, not a curated record
AUGGUGCAGAGAACAAAAACUGAAGGUCCUUCACAGGCAGAACAGCUUUUGCGAGUUACGUCUGGUAUAGCAGCGGAGCUCAUCAAGGCUCACGAUGCCAAUGAAUCGGUCUCGUUAAAUGAAGUUCGCGCAAAAAUGAGCAAGAAGUUCGGAUACGGAGGAGUUCCUCGGCUCGUUGAUAUCAUCAGUGCAAUUCCAGAUGAUUAUAAAAAAGCAUUGCUGCCCAAAUUGAAGGCAAGACCAAUUCGAACAGCCAGUGGAAUUGCUGUUGUCGCCGUUAUGUGCAAGCCACACAGAUGUCCACAUAUUGCUAUGACUGGAAAUAUAUGCGUAUAUUGCCCAGGCGGUCCAGAUUCCGACUUCGACUAUAGUACACAGAGCUACACAGGUUAUGAGCCAACGAGUAUGCGAGCUAUCCGCGCAAGAUACGAUCCGUAUGAACAGACAAGAGGUCGGGUAGAGCAAUUGAAAAGCUUGGGACAUAGUGUCGACAAGGUGGAAUUUAUUGUGAUGGGGGGAACUUUUAUGAGCAUGCCAGAGGACUAUCGCGGGAAGUUUAUUGCUCAACUACACAAUGCUUUAUCAGGCUUCACCGGUACGGAUGUAGAUGAGGCUGUUAGGUUCUCUGAGCAGAGUAAAUCAAAAGCUAUUGGCAUCACAAUAGAAACGAGACCGGAUUAUUGCUUGCGUCCCCAUCUAAGUCAGAUGCUCCGUUACGGCUGUACACGUCUGGAGAUUGGUGUUCAAUCUGUAUAUGAAGAUGUCGCUCGGGAUACCAACCGAGGACAUACUGUCCGAGCGGUAUCCGAGUCCUUCCAUCUUGCGAAGGAUGCGGGAUUCAAGGUAGUUGCACAUAUGAUGCCCGAUCUACCCAACGUUGGGGUCGAGCGCGAUCUGGAACAAUUCAAAGAAUACUUUGAGAAUCCAGCUUUCAGGAGUGACGGCCUCAAGAUCUAUCCUACACUUGUCAUCCGUGGAACAGGAUUGUAUGAGCUUUGGAGAACAGGCAGAUAUAAAAAUUACACGGCGAACGUCCUUGUAGAUGUUGUUGCACGGAUCCUUGCGUUGGUACCGCCGUGGACGAGGGUAUAUCGAGUUCAAAGAGAUAUUCCUUUGCCUUUGGUAACCAGUGGUUGUGAAAACUCCGGAAAUCUGCGAGAGCUGGCACUCAACCGUAUGAAAGAUUUCGGAGCGGUGUGUCGUGAUGUUCGAUUCCGAGAAGUUGGUAUCCACGAAAUACACCAUAAAGUCCGCCCAGAGUCCGUUGAAUUGCUUCGGCGCGACUACACAGCUAAUGGCGGUUGGGAAACAUUUUUGUCAUAUGAAGAUCCCGAGAAGGAUAUUUUAAUUGGGCUACUCCGUCUGCGCAAAUGCUCAGAUGAGGGAACUUUCCGGCCGGAGCUGUUGAGGACAGAAGAAGGGGGUUGUAGCAUUGUACGAGAACUUCAUGUGUAUGGUACAGCCGUACCAGUGCAUGGACGAGACCCCACGAAGUUCCAACAUCAGGGCUUUGGUACCCUGUUAAUGGAAGAAGCAGAGCGAAUCGCCCGGGAGGAACAUGGGAGUAUCAAGCUUGCUGUUAUCUCUGGGGUUGGCACACGCGAUUACUACAGGAAGUUGGGAUACGAGUUGGACGGUCCUUACAUGAGCAAGUCCUUGUUGUGA